AUGGCACAAACUAAAUCCGUUGCCGUUGCCGAUAUGGAAUCACAGCGGCAUGCGCACAUAUGUGAUCACAAACAACCUUGUGGCCAAUGUAUACUUAGAGGUUUUAAGGAUCAGUGUCAAUACGAAGUUUCUAAUCGUUGGGGUUAUUCCAAUGAUCCACAUGAAUCACCUGAACAAACGCCAACUCCAACUCCAACUCCAACUCCAAUUCCAACUUCAGUAACAACUUUACCUUCCAUCUCUUCUGAUUCUAUUCCUAAUGUUAAGUUUAUUAAUACGUUCUCCUCAACUUCCGUUUCUUCUACUCUCUCUACUUGUGCAGUUAUUCCGUCAAUUAUACCAGAGUCAGGAUCAACUUCUAUUUCCCCUACAGAGUCAACCUGGAAUGGGAGCUCCUCUUCUGGUUCAAGAGGAGUCUUAAUGUAUCCUCAUAAUGGUUUCCCAAACGAUUACAAUUUCAAACACAACCAAUCGUUACAAUUUUCAAAAGAAAAUCGAAAAUAUUCUACUUUGGAUUCAAAUAAUCGAUCUCUUCCAUAUCCAGCCAAAUUAUCAUCCAGCUCACAAUUACCUUCCAACCUAAUCGAGAUUACCAACUCACCAAUUUCUCAGCAAGAUGGCGAAUUUCUAAUCAAUGAAACUCGACGAUUAUGUUCAUUUUUGCCAGUAAUGAACUGGGACAAAAUUUACCAGACUUUUCAAGAAUGGAAUAAAUUGGAUAUAACACCACCAGGCUCAAACUGUGACCUCUUAUCAAUGUUGAUGGUGAUAUCUAUAGGCUGCAAAAUUUCAUCUCACAACAACCUCGCAAAUCCAAUUUUCUUUCAGCAAUGGAUUGAUAACUUGAUUGGAGAAGCAAGUAAAGAGCUUUAUUAUUAUUACCCUCCUUCAUUUUACGGGAUGAACGAUAUAACAGCAUAUUUAUUAAGUGCAAGUUAUCUUUGUUAUGAUGAUACAGAUCAUAUUGGAAUAUCGUGGACAAAAAUGACAAUGAUUACUGCUUCUCUACAAAGACUAGGAUACAGAUUUAACAUUAACGAUCAGCAAAAUAUAAUCAAUACAGUAUGGUUAAGAUAUUUUAAAGGAACUGAAAAACUUAUCGCCUUUAGUAUGAGAACCCAGUCUCUUUUGAACUCUACGCUUUUCCCCCAUAUCUUAGAGGCUUCAAGUGCUGAUGGUACUUUUCCAUCUGUAAGGCUUUCUCUGUUUGAAGCCAUCGACAAUAUUCUAGAAAACAUAUAUUCCGUUCGUCAUCUUGUUCAUCCAAGAAAUUUAAGCAAGUAUGAAAACUUGGUGCGGAAAAUUGGCACAGAUUUUGCCAACACCUUUACUCCCCAACAACUCCAGGAUCCUAAAAUUAAAUAUCAGAUCCUUACGAUUCAAUCUCUUUGUAAUUCUAUUAUUUUACUCAUAUACCGACCUUAUAUCAUAACUAUUCCUGAUACCACAGUGGAAACAGAAAUUUUUCGGCGAAAAGGAACAUCGGCAGCCAUUGGUACAAUAGAAACAAUGAUUCAAUUUUUGGAGGGGGAUCCAGCUACAUUCAAGAUUUACAAAUGGUUUUCUUGGGUUGAUAUACUAAUGGGCGCAUUUGAAGCAUGUGUGCUUUUGAUAUUAGACCACAAUACACGCCAAAAGUUGUCUAUUUCUCCCGAUCAAAGUUACAUGAUUCAGAGGUUUGCCAUUCGAUUAUUUAAAUGUCAAGAUGCAUCUACGCGUUCUUCUGGUAAUAGCGCAAAGAGUAGUAGUAGCACAAGUCAGGCUAGUCCUCAGCAAUCAAAUGAUGGUUGCCCACAGGCUCCAGAAAAAAACUCAAUAGAAUCAGUCUGCUGGAACUGUACUGAUUUUAACUGGCGAGUGAACUUGGUCGAAAAGUGUCGGAUCCACUUUAUGAGACUCUCAACAGGGGAGCUGAGUAGGCCCGCCAAAGCUGCAACAAUACUAACUGCCAUGCUUGGAAAUAUGAAAGUCACUCAAGUUCCUAAGCUUUUUGGGCCUUUCACAAAAGCUUUGGAGGGUUCAUCGCGUUAUAUUAUUGCACAAUAUGAUGAAAGUUUUUUUGCAAAAGUCGGGUCGGAAAGAUCAAUUGAGUUUAAUCAAAGGAUCGGGCUCGCAAUUAAUGACACUAUGACUUUUUAA
Magnusiomyces paraingens is the source of this 2139-nucleotide messenger RNA. RefSeq lists its product as uncharacterized. The transcript has 2 exons. Bases 1 to 2139 code for a protein of 712 amino acids. Lineage: Eukaryota; Fungi; Ascomycota; Dipodascomycetes; Dipodascales; Dipodascaceae. The record is from RefSeq and is a predicted model, not a curated record.